Messenger RNA from Penicillium cosmopolitanum, 531 nucleotides. Its product is annotated as ankyrin repeat domain-containing protein. Gene Ontology annotation, cellular component: cytoplasm; nucleus. The coding region runs from base 1 to 531 and encodes 176 amino acids. Gene Ontology annotation, molecular function: protein binding. NCBI's taxonomy places the organism in Eukaryota, Fungi, Ascomycota, Eurotiomycetes, Eurotiales, Aspergillaceae. The transcript has a single exon. The record is from RefSeq and is a predicted model, not a curated record.
AUGCAAUUCCUAUCCCUCCCACAGGAAAUAAUCCUCCUCAUCACCAGCAAACUAGAAGCACUAGACCUCGCUCACCUCCUCCAAACCAACAAAUUCCUUUAUCGAAUGCUACACCUCGAACUGUUCAAGAACAACAUCAAGACUACUGGCGGCCUCGCCAUAUCAUUUUACGCAUUCUGGGGCUAUGAAGAUUGUGUACAGGAUAUGCUUAACUUAGGCGCCGUAGUCGAUAUCCCCAAUCCCCGAUGGAGAAAUUAUUCUCCUCUCAGGCUUGCUCUGAGUCGACACCAUGGACCCGCGGCCCGACUCCUCAUUGACCAUGGCGCAGAUGUUAAUUUGAGUCGUUCCCCGACGCCGUUGGAACUCGCUAUUUUGAUGGCCCCGCCGGAUGAUCUGUCCAUGAUUGAGCUGUUGCUGGAUCGGGGCGCGAAGGUUAAUCUCCAAGGGUCUCGUGACCGUACAGCAUUGUUUAAGGCGGUAUUCUAUGGAAAUAUGGAGGGGGUUGCUUUGCUUCUGGCGAGGGGGGGCUGA